Protopolystoma xenopodis is the source of this 534-nucleotide messenger RNA. The record is from the annotation of a GenBank genome assembly. Lineage: Eukaryota; Metazoa; Platyhelminthes; Monogenea; Polystomatidea; Polystomatidae.
AUGAUUUCAUAUGCUGAUUCCUUCGAGCUUGGCCUCUCUGUUUCUGGUCGGGCUAAUGAACUUAUUUCCCAUGACCGUUCUUCCGGUUGUCUGCCCUUCCCGAUCCGACUUGUUAACUGCGGGUAUCACCGCAAUAAACGUUCAACGACACAAUCCGCUUCUGGUCAAUCCAAACCAGUUAGGACAGUCAACUCUUCCACCCUAACGAGUACCGCAAUGACACGCAACCACAUUUCGUCGACCUCGACGCCAUUAUCAAAUCAUUCCUCAGGCCCACCCACCUGUGAGGGGUUACAUCAGUAUUCUUCUGGCUGUUACGACUCUGCAACUCCCAGGGUUGGUGAUGCUAAUAGAGAACUCGCCACUUCAGGUCCUGCUUCGCUCAGCUCAGCGACUCAUGGCUUAGGUUCUAGGUUUCAAGCUGUCGUUAAUGCUGGUCUCGAGGCAGGCGCUUUCAGCUCUACCUCUGAAGGUUCGUACAGAAAUAUUCACCUAUAUACUCUUAUUCUCUUAUCACCAGUUCUCCCGACUUAG